GCGUCGUAGUGUUGCAAAAAUAAGUUGUAAGCCGCAAGUAUAAUUUUUUUUUUUAAUAUAAUCAAAUUUCAUUCAAACUAAACAGUAACUAAAUUAAAAUUUAGUUUAAUGUGUAAUUUGGGACAUAUGUAUUGAAUAAAUAAAAAAAAUUAGAGUACUAUAUAUAUUCAUAUAACUCUGUAAGAUAAAUUUAUCGCGCCGAAAUAGACGCAUCUUUGAAAAUGGAGUUUUCGCUGCUUUGUAGUAAAAAAAAUUCAAUGUGAACUACAAUUGUAUGUAAAAUAUUCGUAAUGUUUGUCAAUUCAAAAGUUUUAAAUACGGAAAAAUGUUUACUUCUAAAAUUACAAACUUAUUAAAUUUUAUUAUGUAUAAGUGGUGGAAGAAAUAACAUAAGCAAUUAUAAAAUUAAAAUUGACAAUUAAAUAGAACAACUUUUUUCAUUUUAGGUUUGUAAUAAUUUUGUUAAAAAACAGAAAUGAGUCUUUCAGAAUCAUUAUUUGAAAAUUUAAUUAAAGAAACUGAAGAAAAAGCAAUUAAUAUAAAAUAUUUGUGUCCGAAAACUGGUUUAGAGAAAUUAAACAAACAAAAUGUUUUUAGCAAAUUUUUGAAAAAUACAAAAAACUCCAAAAAAGAGACAAAAACGAUUGUUGAUUUAACUGAAACUGAAUCAGAUCCCUUGGAUCCUUUAUCAACUCCGGAUUUUUUAAUAUCUGAUGAUUAUUUAUCUAUUGGAAGUUUACAUAAGAAUCGAAAUAAAAAAACAAAAGCUAAUCAAAAAUUAUUCGAAAAUACAUUAAAAAUUAAUGCACCAAAUCUCUCUACCGAUGAAUUGGAGAAUAUUGUUUUUUCAGCAAAAAAUCAAAAAAUUUCUGAAACAAAAAAAAAUCAAAAAGCAAAAGUUAAUACACUAGUCAAAGAUUUAGUGGUUCCACCUAUAAAAAUAAAAUUAGGAAAAAAUAAGAGUGAAGUGAUUCCGAUUACUAAUACAAGUAGAAAUUCUACAAAAAAUAAUUUACAAGCUCAUCAGAAAGUAAAAUCUCCCAGAACUAGUGAAUUAGAUAGGCUGUUGGGUGCUAAUCCCGUUUUAAAAAAGAGUGCAGGCUCUCCUACACUUAAUACAAAUCUUGAUAAAUCUAUGAAAAAUAAUAAAAAUUUGCCGAAUAGGCUGAGACACACAAGACAGCAAAACUAUUCAACAAUAGAUUUAAGUGAAACCGAAACUAGUUUUAGUAAAAAAAUUAAUAAAGAACAAAAUCAUAAUAUGAAAGAAACUGAAAGCUUAAUUAAAAUAUCUAGAAGAUCUAAAAAUUUGAAGAGUGCAAAAAAUAUUAAAAAUACCAAGCGUUUUGGGAAGUCUCUCAAAAUUUCUGUUAAAAGAUUAUCAUUAAAAACAAUACGACGUAUGAUAAAAACAAGAAAAACUAGUGUCAAUAAAAUUAAAUCUUAUCCAGAACGAACACCAACGACACCUAAAAAUACUAAAAAUACUUUGAAUUCUAGAUCCUCGUCAUUCUCUAGGACUUCUAAAAGCUCGAAAUUCUCUUCUCCAAUAGCUGCAAGUAGUCCAAAGAGUACAACUAAUAUUAAAAGAGCUACAAGAAGUUUAAAUUUACCUGUUCAAGAAUUAAAACGUAGAACUUCGGACUCUCCUAUAGAUCAAAGCAAAUUAAAUUCUAAAUUAUUUUUCAAGUUAAAUACAAUUCCGAAUUCUGUAAAAAGAAAAAUGAUCACCCGUAGUCCGCGAUCUGUUGUUGCAGCAAAAAGGAUUAAGUCAUCUCCACCACCGAAAAAUAGUCCCAGUGUUUCAAAGAAAACAGACACAUCACCAAAAAAAGUCAAGAUAAAAAAACCCAAGGAAAAAAAAAUUGAUCUAACACAUUUUGAAAAACCGUAUAUAACCGAAAAAUUCGGAAAACAAUUUUUGAAGUGCCAUGUAAAGAUUGGAAAAAUUAAAUGUUUGGAUGGGAAUGUUACAAUAUCUGAUUGGGAGGCUUACGAAGAGGACAAGAUACAAAAACGAAAAGAUAAAAGAAGAUCCACUCUAAACAAAUCAGUGUCUUUUUUGGAAACUGUCGAAAUAUUUGGCGAGUCUGAAACAGAAGGGAGUGAGUAUGAAGACGAAAACAUGGAAAAUAGUGUCAACAAUAGGGAAGAAAAUGAUACAAAUAAAUUUUCUGAUAAGAAAUCAGAAGACGAACAUACUGAAAAACACAUUGAACAAGACGAUGAAAAUAUUAAUGAAAAUGAAGGUAGCUCACAAGAGGAAAAUAUUGUAACUAAUCCAGAUAAAACUAACUUUCCUGUUUCGUCUGAAAACGAGAAGAAUAUACAUAAAACUUUGCAAGAAAAAGAUGUAGAAGGAACGAGUAACAUUAAAAACAGUCAUACGUUGGAACUAGAAGGGGAAAAAUUGGAGAAUGUGAUUUCGGAAGAUAAAGUAUUAAAGACACCAGCUGUUCAACUGGAAAAUAAACUGAGUGAUAAUCAUAGUUCCCAACUAGAAGAAAAUUCGCAAAAAGAAAUCAAUCAAGCUAAAGAAAAUAAUGAACAAAAAGAAAAUGAGGAACAACAAAAUAAUGAUGCGCAAAGUGAGCUUUCAAGCUCAGAAAAUAUUGAAGCCAGUAACUCUAACAAAGAAUUAGAGUCCGAAACUAAAAUUAACCAAACAGUUCCUGAAGGGAACGAUAGUUCGAUUGAAUCUUCAAAGGAGCAUUCGCGAAAAAUUCGGAAGAGAAAAUAUUACAGCCCCUUGAAAUCAGACGAGUGUCCUCGUAAUAAAUCAUUACGGGUGGCGGACGAGAAAAUAAUUAGACCAUCCAUAAAGACAUUGUAUGGAUAUGAAGUAAUAAAAACUGAGAAGCAACAAAAAAGAGAGGAGACUAGAUUGAAACGAGAACAAGAAAAGCAAGAAAUGAAAGAAAAAAAGGCAAGGGAAAGAUUGGAAAAGAAUGAACAAAAGAAAAAAGAAAGACAAGAAGCUAAAUUGCGGAAAAAACAAGAAGAAGAAGAAGAAGAAGAGGAGUAUUUAGUUGAAAAAAUUGAAGACCGACGAAAAAGAUAUGGUAAAAUUGAGUAUUACAUUAAAUGGGCUGGCUAUCCCCAAGAAGAAAACACAUGGGAACCAGAAGAUAAUAUAACAGAUAAAGAUUUAAUAUUAGAGUUUGAAGCUAAUUUUAAAGACGAAGAUCAAAAAGCCGCUUCGCAGUGUCCACAAGAAAAUUCAGCUAAAACUUUAGAUAAUACAAAAGAAAUAUCAAGUGUAAACGAGGAAUCCGAAAAUACGGAGAAGCAAGACAGCAAAAAUAAUGAUGUUCCAGUUACCUUGAAUGAAGCAAGUGAAAAUGCCAUUGAUAACAACUCAGAACUUUCAGCUAUAUCUCAUCAGAGUAAUAGUGGAAAACCCGAAAUAUUAAACAACGAAAGUGAAAAUCUAGAUGCGGCAGAACAAAGUUCUGAAGAAUCUUCUGAGAAAAAUGUUAUACCGAAUGAUAAUGAAAGUAAUGUUGAAGAGGAAAUACUAGGAGUUAAAAUAGUUGAGAAUAAAAAUGAAAUUCAAAAAAAAGAUAAUGUCGAAAAUGAUGACGAUGAAGAGAAGAAAAUAAAUAAUAAUUGCAUAGAAAAUAAAAACUCAUUUAAAGAAAAAGGUACAGCCAUUGAAUUAAAUGAAAGUAAUGAUGAGGAUAAUAAUUCAGUAGAUGACUUAGAUAAUGGAAAUAAUACAGAUUUAAAACAAAGUGAUGACAAAGGGGAAGAUAUAACCGAAGAAGAUUACGUGGAGGAAAAUUUAGAAAAAAAAGGAACAAAACAUUAUGAAGAAAUGGAAGGGGAAGAUGAAACUGCAGAAGAGGAUGAGCAAAUUAAUAGCUUUGAAAAAUCUUUUGAGAAAACUGGAGAAGUCGAUAUUUGUAAAAAAUUGAACAACACAAAUGAAAUGCUAGAAAAUUUAAAUAACGAAAGCCGUGAGUUGGACAAAAAACUCGUAGAAAAUAGCAAGAAUGUAGAAAGAAAAUUAAAUAAUGACAAAUCAAACGAAAAAGUUAAUGAAAAAGUUAAAUUUUCUGAUACAAUACCUUCCGAUUCCGUUUCAAAUGAAAAUAUUGAAAAUCAAAAUACUGAAAAUGUCACAAAAGAAUUAGUUGAUUUGGAAUCCGUUUCUUCCGAUCAUUCAAAUGAUUUUGACGAUACAUUUGAUGACAAUGAAGUUAAUAUGGAUACUGCGAAAGCUAUUGAAGCAGCUAUAGCAGCGACAAGUAAUGAUGAUAAUUGUAAUGAUGACUAUAGCCCAAAUAAUAAAAAAGAAGAGAAUACAACAAAAUCAUCAUCAUCAGCAUUAUCUGAUAUACAUACGAAAUCAACGACCCAAACAACAGUGUCAUCAACAUUAUCUUCCACAUUGAACUCAUCAAUUUCAUUAUCGAAAAUAGAAAAUACUGUUACGAAAACAGAAAACACUGUCAUGAAAACAAAAACAACAACAACAACAUCAACACCAGUCAUAACAUCAACAAAGGGAGCAACCAAAACAACAUCCGUAAUACAAACAAAAGAUUCAUCGGUAAAAGGACAAACAUCAUCAACAUCAAUAACAAAAACUACAACAACAUCUUCUAGUUUUAGACCAGAAAAUGAUAAAAACAAACCUAAGCCGCAAAGAAAUUUAUUAGGUGGUUUUACAUCAUUUUUAAGUACAUUCAAAAAAUAAAUAUUUUACCUAGUAUAUAUUUAUUAAAUACACAAAAUACAUAUAUAAUUAUAUUUAAUAGAAUAAUAUUUAUAUAGACACAAAAGGUAUUUGAAUAAAUAAAUACAUUGAAAAAAAUAAUUAUUUAGUAUGAAAUAAGAAUCUAUUAAACUUUGUUUAUUUAUAUUUUAAUUGUUAAAUUUCAAUGAAACAAUAUUCACAAUUAAAAUCGAAACAGUCAACCCAUAAUAUAAAUAUAUAGUUUCAAUUGUUUCAAUUUAACUAUAUUAUUGUAUACAUAAACGAUAUAAGAAAUAAUAGUUGAACACAAAAAUUAUCAUUGUGAAUAA
This is a messenger RNA of Condylostylus longicornis, 5031 nucleotides long. Its product is annotated as SUN domain-containing protein 2-like. Gene Ontology annotation, molecular function: chromatin binding. The record is from RefSeq and is a predicted model, not a curated record. The transcript has 4 exons. Bases 476 to 4702 code for a protein of 1408 amino acids. NCBI's taxonomy places the organism in Eukaryota, Metazoa, Arthropoda, Insecta, Diptera, Dolichopodidae. Gene Ontology annotation, cellular component: pericentric heterochromatin. Gene Ontology annotation, biological process: chromatin organization; negative regulation of transcription by RNA polymerase II.